AUGGUCAUGGGUACAACCCCAUCUUAUUCAUUAGAGUCCAAAUUGGGAGACUGCAAACGCAUUGCAGAUGUUCGACGCGAGACCUUAAGGAGAAUCACCGGCAGAAAUCUCAACGACCUACCUCUUGAUGGGUUCGAUUACGCCUCCAUCCUCAACCAGUGUUGCGAGAUGCCGGUUGGGUUUGUCGCAUUGCCCGUUGGCAUCGCGGACCCGCUGUUUUUAGAUGGGAGGACUUACUACGUGCCGAUGGCCAUGGCCGAGGGGUGUUUGGUUGCGAGCAUGAACAGAAGGUGUAAGGCUAUCGGGGAGUCAGGUGGGGCCCAAAGUGUUGUGCUUAGGGACGGAAUGAUGAGGGCCCUGAUGGUGAGGUUUAUGCUUAGGGUGCAAGCCCAUUGGGGAGUCACGUAUCAUGUUUCAUUGUUCAGUUGA
This is a messenger RNA of Asparagus officinalis (garden asparagus), 429 nucleotides long. Its product is annotated as 3-hydroxy-3-methylglutaryl-coenzyme A reductase-like. The transcript has a single exon. Gene Ontology annotation, cellular component: peroxisomal membrane; endoplasmic reticulum membrane. The record is from RefSeq and is a predicted model, not a curated record. Bases 1 to 429 code for a protein of 142 amino acids. Gene Ontology annotation, biological process: isoprenoid biosynthetic process; coenzyme A metabolic process; sterol biosynthetic process. NCBI's taxonomy places the organism in Eukaryota, Viridiplantae, Streptophyta, Magnoliopsida, Asparagales, Asparagaceae. Gene Ontology annotation, molecular function: hydroxymethylglutaryl-CoA reductase (NADPH) activity.